GAGAAAUCGUCGUCGACGCACGUCGUGUUCGCGGUUGUUCAGUGAGGUAAAUAGCGGUUUUGUCGUUGGUUUAAGGGGCUACGGCCGUGGCGUUCGACCGCUAGGCCGCUUCCGUUGAGGUCCUUUCUGUUAGAACAGUGCGGUGUGGUGGAUUUUGUGGAGAAAUAGCGAAAUUUCCACCCGAAUUCGCAGGUGAGCUGCCAAAGUUCGAGUUCCAACCAUGGUCCGUAUCAGCGUGCUGGCCGAUGCCCUCAAGUGCAUCAACAACGCGGAGAAGCGCGGCAAGCGCCAGGUCCUCAUCCGGCCGAACUCGAAGGUCGUGAUCAAGUUCCUGACCGUCAUGAUGAAGCACGGCUACAUCGGCGAGUUCGAGAUCGUGGACGAUCAUCGCAGCGGCAAGGUGGUGGUCAAUCUGACCGGUCGCCUCAACAAGGCCGGCAUCAUCUCGCCCCGGUUCGACGUCGCCCUCAACGAUAUCGAGCGGUGGACCAACAACCUGCUGCCCUCCCGUCAGUUUGGCUACGUCGUCCUGACUACCAGCGGUGGCAUCAUGGAUCACGAGGAGGCCAGGAGGAAGCAUCUGGGAGGAAAGAUUCUGGGCUACUUCUUCUAGAGUAGACCAGCAACAGCAACUCCCCCUUACCCAGAAACAGCGCUUCAUAUGCAAAAAAAAGAACACAUACACACACACAACAGAGACAGAGACAUGAGAAACUGUGCGGUGGGUGGAGAGAGCUUGCGUUGCGCGUGCCUAAAACCCGCUGGCUUCCACUUUACACUCCGGGUGUCGAGGAACUUAUUUUAAGAAGUGCAAAAGUGGCUGAACGGCGCGCUGUGACUACUGACGUUGCGCGUCAACAGCGGUGAGAAAGGUGGAGCGUUUGUUAACACAAAAGCUGGCAAAUAUAGAGAAAAGCGCAUGUACCUACCACAA
This is a messenger RNA of Anopheles gambiae (African malaria mosquito), 934 nucleotides long. RefSeq names its product small ribosomal subunit protein uS8A. Gene Ontology annotation, molecular function: structural constituent of ribosome. Gene Ontology annotation, cellular component: ribosome; cytosolic small ribosomal subunit. The transcript has 3 exons. The record is from RefSeq and is a predicted model, not a curated record. Bases 221 to 613 code for a protein of 130 amino acids. Lineage: Eukaryota; Metazoa; Arthropoda; Insecta; Diptera; Culicidae. Gene Ontology annotation, biological process: translation.